AUGGCUGAUGAUAUUGAUAUUGAAGCAAUGCUUGAAGCUCCUUACAAGAAGGAUGAGAACAAAGUGAGCAGUGCCAAUGGCCACGAAGAACGCAGCAAGAAGAGAAAAAAGAGCAAGAGCCGAAGUCGAAGCCAUGACAGGAAGAGGAGCAGAAGUAAGGAACGCAAACGGAGCCGAGAUCGGGAAAGAAAAAAGAGCAGAAGCCGGGAAAGGAAACGGAGCAGAAGCAAAGAACGCAGACGCAGCCGUUCUAGAAGUAGAGACCGCAGAUUCAGAGGCCGCUAUAGAAGUCCCUAUUCUGGUCCAAAAUUCAACAGUGCCAUCAGAGGGAAGAUUGGUCUGCCUCACAGCAUCAAAUUAAGCAGACGACGCUCCAGAAGCAAAAGUCCCUUCAGAAAAGACAAGAGCCCUGUUAGAGAACCUAUUGAUAAUCUUACCCCUGAAGAGAGGGAUGCUCGAACAGUAUUCUGCAUGCAGCUGGCUGCAAGAAUUCGACCGAGAGACCUGGAAGAAUUUUUCUCUACAGUAGGGAAGGUUCGUGAUGUGCGAAUGAUUUCGGAUAGAAAUUCCAGGCGUUCAAAGGGAAUUGCUUAUGUAGAAUUUGUUGAUGUUAGUUCAGUGCCUCUGGCAAUAGGACUAACUGGACAGAGAGUCUUGGGUGUACCAAUCAUAGUACAAGCAUCACAGGCAGAGAAAAACAGAGCAGCAGCAAUGGCAAAUAAUCUGCAGAAGGGUAGUGCUGGUCCUAUGAGGCUCUAUGUGGGAUCAUUACACUUCAACAUAACUGAAGAUAUGCUUCGAGGAAUUUUUGAGCCGUUUGGCAGGAUUGAAAGCAUUCAGCUGAUGAUGGAUAGUGAAACUGGACGUUCAAAAGGAUAUGGAUUUAUUACGUUCUCAGACUCUGAGUGUGCCAAAAAGGCCUUGGAACAACUCAAUGGAUUUGAGCUGGCUGGUAGGCCAAUGAAGGUUGGACAUGUAACUGAGCGCACUGAUGCUUCUAGUGCUAGUUCGUUUUUGGACAGUGAUGAGUUGGAACGGACUGGAAUUGACUUGGGAACAACUGGUCGCCUUCAGUUGAUGGCAAGACUUGCAGAAGGUACGGGUUUGCAGAUUCCUCCAGCUGCACAGCAGGCUCUGCAGAUGAGUGGAUCUUUGGCAUUUGGAGCUGUGGCAGAAUUUGAACUGGUAAUCUAUUUGCAAACGAGACUAUCUCAGCAGAAUGAAGUUCUGGCUGCAGCUGCUUCUGUACAACCACUUGCAACACAGUGCUUCCAGCUUUCCAACAUGUUUAAUCCUCAAACUGAAGAAGAAGCUGGCUGGGAUACAGAAAUUAAAGAUGAUGUGAUUGAGGAAUGUAACAAACAUGGAGGAGUUAUCCACAUCUAUGUAGACAAAAACUCAGCUCAGGGCAACGUGUAUGUCAAAUGUCCUUCAAUUGCUGCUGCCAUUGCAGCUGUAAAUGCGUUGCAUGGGAGGUGGUUUGCAGGUAAAAUGAUUACAGCGGCGUACGUACCUCUUCCAACGUACCAUAGCCUCUUCCCAGAUUCUAUGACUGCAACCCAACUACUGGUUCCUGUUCGACGAUGAAGAUGGAUUUAGUCAGUUUUGUACAUAGUUAUUUUUUGGAGGAAGAUUGAGUUAUCUUUUAUUUAGAUAAAACUAAAGGAGAGGAUUUAAUGUCAUUUUGUGUACACUUCCUGCUACCUUUAAAAAUAAAAUGAAGUAAGCAGAAACGCAGUGUGUUCAUUCUCCCUAACUAGCAUUUCCACUGUAUACAAAGCUGUUGACUUCUUGUUCUGCCUUGUAAUUCUUGUACAUUUACUGAGGUGAUCUGUAGGAACUGAGAAGUAGCUCAUAGAAAACAAGUUCUCUGUAAAAGGCAGAUGGGACAUAAUGACAUUUUUAAUGUUUCACAAGCCUUUCUUUUAAUGCAGCAAUUACAUUUUACAUUUCACUAAAUGUAGGUGAUCUGCUAAAGGUUAAUAUCGGAGAUAGACUUUACGAAGGGACAUAUUUAGUGUUUUGUAUAAAUGGAAAAUUCAAAAGGCUACUGAAAGCUGACUCUAGACAGCCACUCAGCUUGCUUUUGUCCUGAAUAAUUGAUAAGAAUAGAAGGAUUGAAGGGUUUUAUUUCUUGAUGGUAACUUUUGAUUAAUGUAUCUGUAAAAGUUUCUUUGUAAAUACUGUGUGAGGUGUGUCUAAGUUUCCAAACAAAACGAUCUCUGCAUUUCCAGAUAAGUUUCUAUGUAUGCAGUGUGGCACAGUUGAAGGAUUUCAGCCGAGUCUGAAAAUCGGUAGGAAAUACAGAAACAUGUUUUGUUCUGGUUGCAUAUAAUCUUUGCUCUUUUUAAGCUCUGUGAGCUCUGAAAUAUAUUUUUGGGUUACUUCAGUGUGUUUGACAAGACAGCUUGAUAUUUCUAUCAAACAAAGACUUUCAUAUUGCAACAAUCUUUGUAAGAACCACUCAAAUAAAAUUCUCUUAAAAAGGCCUUCAUGAA
Fulmarus glacialis (Northern fulmar) is the source of this 2498-nucleotide messenger RNA. It is a transcript of the gene RBM39, whose product is annotated as RNA binding motif protein 39. Gene Ontology annotation, biological process: mRNA processing. The coding region runs from base 1 to 1587 and encodes 528 amino acids. Gene Ontology annotation, cellular component: nucleus. The transcript is spliced from 17 exons. Gene Ontology annotation, molecular function: RNA binding. The record is from RefSeq and is a predicted model, not a curated record. NCBI's taxonomy places the organism in Eukaryota, Metazoa, Chordata, Aves, Procellariiformes, Procellariidae.